AUGAAGGGCCUUCACACCGGGAUCCCCCUCGCCGUCCUGGCCGUUACUGCGCGCGCCCAGAGACACGGCCACCACAAGCGCGCCGCCGCUCCUGAACCGUUCGAGGGCGGCGACGACAUCGGCAAUGCGUUUAGCAUUGAAAACGUCAAUGCGUAUUACUCUGAGGUUAAUGAGGAGUAUAGCGAUGACCACUCGGUUGAGAUCGAUGAGACGACCAUCUUCAAGAAGCCUCACUACCGUCGCGACGAUAACUUCCCUGAGGUUCCUGAGCGCGCUACCGUCGUCGGCGGGGAUCCCUCUGGCUAUGAGGAUCCGUCUGGCUACGAGGACUCCUCCGACUACGAGGAUCCCACCGACUACGACUACGAGGAUCCCUCUACCUACGACGACCCCUCCGACUACGAGGACCGCUCCGGCAACGACAUCGGCAACAUCGUCGACAUCCCGACAGUCAACUCGUACGUCACCAAGUACUCCGGGACCUACACCGACGACCACUCCGUCGACAUCGACAAGAACACCAUCGGCAAGCCGCGCCACCGCCGCCAGAACGGUGGCAAUGACGUCGGCAACGCCGUGUCCUUUGCCGACGUGCACGAGACCUCGUACUCCUACACUGGCAAGUACAAGGAUGAUCACUCCAUUGACAUUGAUGAGACCACUAUCAUCAAGAAGCCUGGUUACCGCGGUCAUGGCGAGGAGAAGUCUGGCAAGGAGUACUCUGGUGAGGAGUACUCUGGCGAGGAGAGCUCUGGCGAACAGUACUCUGGCGAGGAGCAAUCUGGCGAGGAGCAGUCUGAGGAGUACUCCGGCGAGGAGGGCCGCACCCUCCACCAGCCCAUGCACAAAGCUCGUACCGUGUAUCCCUACCAAGGCGACGACAUCGGCAAUUCCUUCAGCCUUGCGACGAUCAACACCCACACCACGGAGAUCAACGAGGACUACGAGGAUGACCACUCCGUGAAGGAGGAGCCCAAGAAGGAGGAGCCCAAGAAGGAGGAGCCCAAGAAGGAGGAGGAUCCCAAGGAGGAACCCAAGAAGGAGGAGCCCAAGAAGGAGGAGGAUCCCAAGAAGGAGGACCCCAAGAAGGAGGAACCCAAGAAGGAGGAGGAACCCAAGAAGGAGGAGGACCCCAAGAAGGAUGAGGAGAAGCCCAAGGAGCAUGAGGACCCCAAGAAAGAGGAGGAGAAGCCCAAGGAGCAUAAGGACCCCAAGAAAGAGGAGGAGAAGCCCAAGAAGGAUGAGGACCCCAAGGAGCAUGAGGACCCCAAGGAGCAUGAGGAGCCCAAGAAGGAGGAGGAGAAGCCAAAGGAGCAUGAGAAGCCGAAGAAGGAUGAGGAUCCCAAGCAGCAUGAGGAUCCCAAGGAGGAUGAGAAGCCCAAGGAGCAUGAAGACCCCAAGAAGGAUAAGGACCCCAAGAAGGAUGAGUACCCCAAAGAGCAUGAGUACCCCAAAGAGCAUGACAAAGCCAAAGAGCACGAGGACCCCAAAGAGCAUGAGUACCCCAAAGAGCAUGACAAACCCAAGAAGCACGAGGACCCCAAAGAGCACGACAAACCCAAGGAGUACGCCGCCGAGCCCACCAAGUCCGACGUCGACUGCACCCAGGUCGAGCACGUCGUGCAAACCGUGACCGCCAUCCACACGGAGGUCCCGUCCCCGACGCACGUCGUCGCCGUCUACCCGCAGCCCGAGACCUCCUCUACCAGCCACGCCGAGGAACAGGAUCCUGCUGCGCCGGUGUAUGAGGGUGAGGACGAGACCAGCACCUAUGACUACCCCGCAGAAUCCGGUGUCGCGGCGUACAGCCCCGGACAGGAUGAGUCAACUGAGGGAUCCUCGUCUUCUCCAUACCCCACUGAGGACGAGGAGGAAGAAGAAGAAGAAGAGGAGGAGGAGGAAGAGGAAGAGGAGACUGAGGAUGAAGAGGAAGAGGAAGAGGAGGAGGAGGAAGAGGAGCAGCACGGCCCCAACGCCUUCGCCUCCGCCGCAUACCAGUCCUACUCCUACCCCUACGCCGCGCCGUCCUCGCAAGCCGCCGCCUCCUACUCAACCCCCACAAGCCAGAUCUACAGCGCGCAGGCCUACUCGCAAGCCUACACCGCGCCCUCUUCAACCGCGUACACGGCUAGCUACCACGCCCCCGCCCCCGCAAUCGCCGUCGAGCAGGCCUCAACCUUCAGCGUGGUCCCCAUGUCCGUCGCCAGCGGGACCCCGCGCGCCUCGGAGGAGGCCUCCGCCUCCGCCGCUGCGGUCGUGGCGACGUCCAGCACGCCCGGCGCAGAGACUCGUCCCUCGCCGUCGCCGUCGCCGUCGCCGUCGGCUUCGGCUUCGUCCGAGACGGUGCCGUUUACGGGUAAUGCUGGGCGCGCCGCGAAGGUCGAGGGGGUUUUUGGUGUGGUGGUUGGGGCGUUUACGCUGCUUGCUUUUGCGCUGUAG
Aspergillus mulundensis is the source of this 2439-nucleotide messenger RNA. RefSeq names its product putative GPI anchored protein (gene CweA). Lineage: Eukaryota; Fungi; Ascomycota; Eurotiomycetes; Eurotiales; Aspergillaceae. The coding region runs from base 1 to 2439 and encodes 812 amino acids. The record is from RefSeq and is a predicted model, not a curated record. The transcript has 2 exons.